AUGGUAUCCUUUGAUGUUGUAUCACUCUUCACCUCCAUCCCACAGCAACUUGCAAUUGAUGUUGUGAGACCACUUUUAACUGAACACUACGACGAGAGAGACAAGCCCUUGAGGUCUGAACAUCUGCUCAAACUUCUGCGGUACUGCCUUAAAACCUUCUUCAUAUUUGGAGGACAAAUGUAUGAACAAAUUAAAGGCAUACCAAUGGGCUUCCCCCUAUCAGGCCUGAUUGCUGAGGUGGUCCUUCAACGGAUUGAACACUUGGUCUUCACCAAGUGUGACCAAAGCGUGACGGCAAAUACUGGUCUGUUCUGUCCCCACGUGAAUAUAGUCGAAAUCGAUGGUGGAACUUCAAGGAUUCCCAGAGUCGGCCUCACUCUUAACCUUUUCCGAGUUUAUGCACCGGUU
This is a messenger RNA of Dibothriocephalus latus, 408 nucleotides long. NCBI's taxonomy places the organism in Eukaryota, Metazoa, Platyhelminthes, Cestoda, Diphyllobothriidea, Diphyllobothriidae. The record is from the annotation of a GenBank genome assembly.